GAUAACUCUGAUCUCGUCGAACUUACAUCGAUGGAACCUAUAAGAAUGUCAACGGGUGAUUCUGGAAACGAAUAUACACCUGAGUUUAAUGGUACGAUAGGUGGAGUGGAUAUCUCCGGCGAAAUCCUGGGAUCUGGAGAGGAUGGCGAUUAUGAUCGCGCUCUUGGGCGGUUCAUGCGCAACGAAAUAGACUACGAUGAGUUCAUGAGACUGACUGGUGGGCAAACACUUGAGGAGGAAAUGGCUGCUGAUGGUGGAGGAGAAUCCAUAGAGGACGAAGACGAUGAAGAAGAUCCAAACGGUGAUAAUGCACAGGUACGGAGUGAGUUCACCAUUAAGAAAGAAUACGCUACAGAGUACGGUGGUGACCUGCCAGUCCAUGUCAGAAACCUUAUGCAAGAGAUUGUUAACGAUGAACUUGGAGGUUGUCGUGCUGAUGUGUUGUCAGCAUCAGUUCCAACGGAGACGGAUCAACCGUCAACAUCUCAAGCAACUUCAACACCAGAACCAACCAUUGAACGGGAACGAAUACCUCGAAAACUCAGUAAAACUAUGGAUGCUCUUCUUGGUCAUGCCAAUGUCAUCUACGCGAAGGGCAACACUCAAGAGGCUCUUGCUGUUUUACUCGAAGUUAGUCUUCGUUGUGCAGUUUCUCACUUUCCUUCUUUAAACUUACCAGGCGGCUACGCACGCUACACGCUACUGCGUGCGCUGGGGGCUCUAGUCAUACGGGACGAAGCCACAUAA
This is a messenger RNA of Haemonchus placei, 747 nucleotides long. Lineage: Eukaryota; Metazoa; Nematoda; Chromadorea; Rhabditida; Trichostrongylidae. The record is from the annotation of a GenBank genome assembly.